This is a messenger RNA of Aspergillus nomiae NRRL 13137, 825 nucleotides long. RefSeq lists its product as uncharacterized. Bases 1 to 825 code for a protein of 274 amino acids. The record is from RefSeq and is a predicted model, not a curated record. The transcript is spliced from 4 exons. NCBI's taxonomy places the organism in Eukaryota, Fungi, Ascomycota, Eurotiomycetes, Eurotiales, Aspergillaceae. Gene Ontology annotation, molecular function: oxidoreductase activity, acting on the CH-OH group of donors, NAD or NADP as acceptor.
AUGGAUCAAUUCGCACUCAAAGGUAAAACCGCCGUGAUCACUGGCGGAGCGCGCGGUCUCGGCUUCGCCUUCGCCGAAGCGCUUGCGGAGGCCGGCGCCAGCAUCGCUAUUCUGGACAUUGGCGUGCCAAAAGAGGGUUCAUUGGAGGCACUUGCAGAGCGCUACGCUGUGAAGGUGAAGUCAUUUGAGGUGGAUGUUUCAUCUCGGCAGCAAGUAAACGAAGUUGUCGAGACCAUCGAGCGCGAGUUCGGUAGCGUCGAUGUCAACGUUAACGCUGCUGGCGUCGUGACCGACGAGCCUUUCCUGACUACCUCUGAUCAGAAUCUAAGCCGCACUUUCAACGUCAAUGCAAGUCUUCGUCGGGUCCUUUCUUGUAGCCCAAGCCUGUGCCAACGCAAUGGUCCGGAAGUGGGAAAAGCUCGGCAAGCCAAAGCCCAGCGACAUCCCCCCAGUCGGUCCAUAAUCUUCAUCUCGUCGGUUUCAGUGCACGUCAGCACAGUCGUCCAGCAAACAAGCUGCUACAUUGCAUCCAAGUCGGCCAUCCGUGGCCUGGUCAAACCUCUUGCACUUGAGCUAUCUCAGUAUGGAAUCAGGGUCAACGCGCUCUCUCCCGGGUCCACACGCACCGACAUGUUCAAGCAGGUUGAGCAGACUUUCCCCGAUUUGCUGAAGCAGUUUAACCAGGAGUCGAUGUUCGGGCGUGUGGCUGAGCCUAGUGAGCUUAAGCCGGCGAUUAUUUAUCUUGCUACUAGUAGUUGGACGACCGGGCAGGACCUUGUAGUUGAUGGGGGUGUGAGCUCGUUUAAGCAUCGGGCGAACUAUUAG